CAUGAUAACAAUCCAUUACAUUACAGUACGACGUUAAUGCUUUGUUGUUUGAAAGUGACUCCCACGUAGCUUUUAUUAUUAUAUACAUAUUCUCUUCCUUCUCUCUCUUUUUCUCUAAAUAAAUCUAAUCGGAAUCUUCACCAGUUAAUCAGAGCUUUGAGUAGAUAAGACUCGUGGAUGCGUCAUCUCUUUUAUUGAACGUUCAAUAUUGUUAUUUUUCAUUCCUGGUAUUGAGGAAAUAGUUUGUCCUUGAAGCUUUGAAUAUUAACAGACCAUCAUCAGCAGAUGGGGUCUGAAGGUUCUCCAGCAGCUGUAACAACAACAGUUCAUGUAACAGGUUUCAAGAAAUUCCAUGGGGUUUCAGAGAAUCCAACGGAAACAAUUGUGAAUAAUUUGAUGGAGUAUUUAAAGAAGAAGGGUUUGCCAAAAGGGUUAGUUAUUGGGAGCUGCAACAUUCUUGAGACUGCGGGUGAAAGAGUACUCGAUCGCCUCAAUAAUACAUUGCAGUCUGCCAUUACUUCCAAGGAGUCUGAAUCUCCAAGUUCCAACAGAAUUAUCUGGCUGCAUUUUGGGGUUAAUAGUGGUGCAACAAGGUUUGCUAUAGAGCGUCAAGCUGUCAAUGAGGCUACAUUCCGCUGCCCUGAUGAAACACAAUGGAAGCCCCUGAAAGAGCCUGUUGUUUCUUCAGAUGGUCCAAUUACACGAAUACGGAAGACUACCCUUCCCGUGGAGGAGUUAACCAAAAUCCUGACAAGUAAAGGUUAUAAUGUAAUGACAUCCGAUGAUGCGGGCAGGUUUGUGUGCAACUAUGUUUACUAUCAUUCCCUUCGCUUUGCGGAGCAGAACGGGAUCAAAUCCCUUUUUGUGCACGUGCCACUCUUCUCUACAAUCAAUGAAGAGACCCAAAUGCAAUUUGCUGCUUCCUUGCUAGAGGUACUUGCUUCAUCAUGCUAGAAACAUUUUCAGAUGUAAAUGAUCUGGUGUUACCUGGUUUGUGAAAGUAGAUGAGUGUACUUUGAAUAAGACGAUAUUAAAAGAUAUUGUUUUGAGAUGGAAAAUGGUUUAUUGCAAAUGGCAUGUGUAGCAGAGGUGUUUGCUUUAUCAGUGAAUGUUUAUGAUUAAAGGCUUCGGAAAAUUGUCAAAACUUGUUGUUGAUAUCUUCAGUGCACAUUGUGAAUAUUUGUUCCGUUGUCUAUAA
Messenger RNA from Vigna angularis (adzuki bean), 1198 nucleotides. RefSeq lists its product as uncharacterized. Gene Ontology annotation, biological process: proteolysis. Gene Ontology annotation, cellular component: cytosol. The record is from RefSeq and is a predicted model, not a curated record. The transcript is spliced from 5 exons. Gene Ontology annotation, molecular function: pyroglutamyl-peptidase activity. NCBI's taxonomy places the organism in Eukaryota, Viridiplantae, Streptophyta, Magnoliopsida, Fabales, Fabaceae. The coding region runs from base 286 to 954 and encodes 222 amino acids.